AUGUUUAGUAUGAUGUCAUCAGAUUUGAAAAUUGAUUAUACAAGUAAGUGGUAUUACAUUAACAACAUGUAUUUUAUCCUACAAAAUGAUAAAAUUUAUAGAUCAUCUUCAAUAUCACAAGGUCAAUUUGAACAAAUUUUUCAAGCUGAUGGAGACAUUGAAGCUUUAUGUUAUGGAUCAAAUGUUUAUGUUCUCGUUUCAGGUGAAAUGGUCUAUUCAUAUCCUGUAAGUUAUAACAGACAUAUUUAUUUAUCACAGGAUUUAUCAAAUUGGGAAUUGGUUUAUUCAUUCACUCCAAAAUUUACUCAAAAUUAUAGAUUUACAAAUUUAUUUUAUAUUGAUGGGUAUUUCAUUGCUUUAGGAUGUGGUGAUUUAGUAAAUAUCAGUAGUGAUGGAAGAAACUGGUCUGAAAUCACAAAAUUUCAAGAUGUUAGAAAAGCAAUUUUCAAAAAUAAUACGUUAAUAUUGAUAACAAGACCAGUUUUAAAUACUCACCCAAAUUCAAUAUUAUAUAAUAAAUUCAAUAUUCAUAAUGGAUUAAAUACAAUUCUUGAGAUGAUUUACCCCAUUGGUUCUAUUUAUACGUCAAUGAACUCAACAAAUCCCGCAACAGUUUUAGGUUUUGGUGAAUGGAAGCAGAUUGUAGAUAAAUUCCUCUAUUGUGCGAACUCUUCAAAGCAAACAGGAGGUUCGAAGAAAAUUACUGAAGCAAACCUUCCACCGCACACUCAUACAGGAACUACAAACUUUUCUGGUGACCAUAGUCACUCAUUAAGAGACCAUCCAUUAUACAACUCAGAAUAUUAUGCUGGCAAUGACGUUUUAUCUCCAGAUUAUAACCAUUCAGCAAAAAAGACUUUUCGACCAACUGAACCAGGAGGAAAUCAUUCACAUACUUUCACAACAAAUCCAACAGGCUUGGGUAAAGAUUAUAUGCCACCAUUUAUGACUGUAUUCGCAUGGUACCGCAUUUAUUGA
This is a messenger RNA of Trichomonas vaginalis G3, 978 nucleotides long. RefSeq names its product keratin-associated protein family. Bases 1 to 978 code for a protein of 325 amino acids. The transcript has a single exon. Lineage: Eukaryota; Parabasalia; Trichomonadida; Trichomonadidae. The record is from RefSeq and is a predicted model, not a curated record.